Messenger RNA from Arachis ipaensis, 2240 nucleotides. RefSeq names its product putative protein phosphatase 2C 38. Gene Ontology annotation, biological process: protein dephosphorylation. NCBI's taxonomy places the organism in Eukaryota, Viridiplantae, Streptophyta, Magnoliopsida, Fabales, Fabaceae. The record is from RefSeq and is a predicted model, not a curated record. Gene Ontology annotation, molecular function: cation binding; protein serine/threonine phosphatase activity.
AAAAAUAGAGCUGUACAGAAAAGAAUAAAAGCAACCCUUGCUCCUCGUGAAGACAUGGGGUGUUUCUUUUUGCAACACAAGACAUGUUCAAAAAUAGAAAGCAGCAGAAAGGAGAGUGAGAUUUUUGGGGACAAAGCUGAGUCAGUUACGUUGUAGAGGAGAGGAAGUUUCAACCUACACACUAAUUUAAGGAAGAAGAGGGAAAGUUGCCUAAAAUGGUGGUUAGUUAGUUGAGAGUCAAAGUCAAAAUCCCAUUCCAACGAAGACAUUAAAAAUUAGAAAACCAAAAACUGCCAACCAACCCCAAAAUCCAAAUUCCCCUUAGGAAAUUCCCCCACCACCAUGGAUUUCAAACCGAGUCCAUUUUUCUUUCUUUUCUAAUUCUCUUUUUAUGGCUUCAACCCGCACCUAAUUACACAACAAAGAAAAAAAGGAAAAGGAAAAAAAGAACCACACUAUUUCUCAAAUCCACAGAUCAAGGCAUCAACUUUCUGACACCCUCUUUCAUCAGAACUCUCCAAACCUUAAUAACCUUCGGUACGAUGAUAAUGAUAUUGGGCUGUUAGCAGUUGAUGUUUUUCUAAUGCGUCAGGAGUUGGCAAAGUACUAAAUUUUCUGUCUAAGGUUUUGGACAUUGGAAAUAACGUCCUUGAUAGUUUCCACUUUAAUGUAUCAUGGUGUCAGUGUUCAUUCAUUAGUAGGCAUUUGAUUUCUGGAGCUUGUAACUUGGGUUCAGUUAUAGAUAGGAAACUAGGACUUUGCCAUUUUAUCAUUGACUUUUCUUUGAUGAACAAUUUGUUGCUCAGUUGUAUGGUUGAGAUUAUGUAAGGGAUGGUUGUAUCAGCUACGUUUAGGCGAAUUGUCGCUCCUUGUUGGAGGCCAUCUGAUGUUCAGAAUGGGAAUGGGGAUGCAAAUGGUGAAUAUGAUGGUUUGCUUUGGUACAAAGAUUCAGGAAGACAUGCUAAUGGGGAAUUCUCCAUGGCAGUUAUUCAGGCAAACAAUUUGUUGGAGGAUCAAAGCCAACUUGAAUCAGGCCCCAUAAGCUCGCUCACAACGAAUCCUCAUGGAACUUUUGUUGGUAUCUAUGAUGGCCAUGGAGGUCCAGAAGCUGCCCAGUUCGUGAACGAACGUCUGUUUAAAAAUGUUAAGAAAUUUACCUCAGAAAAUCAUGGAAUGUCGGCUGACGUUAUCAAUAAAGCAUUCUUGGCAACAGAAGAGGAAUUUCUGUCUGUUGUAAGGAAGCAGUGGCAAAUCAAGCCGCAGCUAGCCUCUGUUGGAUCCUGUUGUUUGAUUGGCAUAAUAUGUAGCGGGGUGCUCUAUGUUGCAAAUGCAGGAGACUCUAGAGCAGUGUUAGCUAGGGUGGAUGAGGCUACGAAAGAUAUUAAAGCUAUUCAGUUAUCCUCUGAGCACAAUGCUAGCUGCGAAUCUGUCAGAGACGAGUUGCGCUCGUUGCAUCCUGAUGAUCCACAGAUUGUAGUUAUGAAGCACCAGGUCUGGCGUGUGAAGGGUCUGAUUCAGAUUUCAAGAUCCAUUGGCGACGCCUAUCUAAAAAAGGCAGAGUUUAACAAACCACCAUUGUUGCCAAAAUUUAGGCUUGCUCAACCCUUUGAGGAGCCAAUCCUUAAAGCCGAACCAGCAGUAACAGUGCAAAAACUCGAACCGGGAGAUCAGUUUCUUAUAUUUGCUUCAGACGGAUUAUGGGAGCAUAUGAGCAAUCAAGAAGCAGUUAACAUUGUCCAGAGCUGUCCGCGCAAUGGAGUAGCAAGGAGACUCAUCAAAACAGCACUUUGUGAAGCUGCAAAGAAGAGAGAAAUGAGAUACUCAGACUUGCAGAAGAUUGAGAGAGGGGUGAGGAGACAUUUCCACGACGACAUCACAGUCAUAGUUUUGUUCCUUGAUUCCCAUUUAAUAAGCCGUGAUAAUUGGAGCAGCCCUAUGGUUUCAGUCAGAGGUGGUGGUUAUAGUGGUAGUGGUCUUAUUGGUCUUGGUCUUGUAGAUGGCUAGUUCAUGAAAUUUUUUUUUCAAAUGAUGUUUAUGUCAAUUGGAGCCACCAUCUAUCAAUAUAUAUACUUGUGUGCAAAAGGCUAAUUUUUUCCUUCUCUUUGUUCCUUCCCUAUCUGGGAUUAUAGAUUCAAUCCAACAAAGAGAUUCUUCUCAUUCAUUUUUUCCCUUUUCCAUUUAGAAUUUCUUAUUCAUGAACACAUGGCACCAUUGUCAUUAUUAUAACUAGAACUUUGAUU